Aphanomyces invadans is the source of this 554-nucleotide messenger RNA. RefSeq lists its product as hypothetical. The transcript has a single exon. NCBI's taxonomy places the organism in Eukaryota, Oomycota, Saprolegniomycetes, Saprolegniales, Verrucalvaceae. The coding region runs from base 26 to 547 and encodes 173 amino acids. The record is from RefSeq and is a predicted model, not a curated record.
GAAGGUGGCACGGGUGCGUCCGAGGAUGUUUCGACCCAAGUGGGGCGGCGUCCAGGCGAAGGUUCAUGCGGACGUUUGCGUCGAACGUCAUAAAGAUGAUCCGUCGGCCUCCACGAGCUACACCCUUGUGGAAGAUGACAACAACGUCGCGACUCCGGCGUUGCAGAGGGGCGACAGCGUCAUUCCCGAAUCCAAGUCGUUCCGAAUCGUGCCGCUCAUGCAAGACACCAACCGCGUGGUUCCUCUCAUGCCCAUGCUGUUGCCAGUGAAUGAGAGUCAACAGCACCGUCGACACUCGGACUUUUCGACGAAACCCUCGGAACCAGGCGCUGCCCCGCCGUCUGCCGUCGCCCCACCCAGUCCCGACAACACCCUGCUUGUGCCUUUGAAAGUCAAAACUUCAAGACGCGAGCAGUUGCGAGUCUUCGCACCACCGGAAACCACACAGUCUAGUGCUUCCAGGUCGACCCCACUGUGGCCAUCCCAACUAGAAGCACCAUCCUCGUCCCUCGUGAUCGCGUAUAAGCCGCUGAAUCGAUGCAUUUAGGUCGGGA